GCGUUAAUGUACCCGCGCCCGGAACCGCACCUGCCUUAACAGGACAUCCAUAGCUAGCACGUGAUAUCAAUUUGAGGGGUUAGAGCUCUCGCAAAUGCUUUCCUCCGUCGCCACACUGACCGUACACCGUAUUCACCGAUCAUGAAAGCUGAAAGUCUGACCACCCAGCCGGCUCCGCGAAAACCAGGACAGAAGAAAUUGCGUAGUCUGCUACCAUGGUGAUGGACUUCAUCAGGAGAUCUCACCCAGCUCGGCAAGCCUCUGAUUCCGAAUCCGACGAUGGCAAGGAAGUCAGCCCUCCGCAGAGCCCAAAGGAAAGGAACGCUACGAUUGUCAGGUGCUUCUUCAGGUCCAAAUGCCACAUGCAGCAGAUACUGGACCCCGGAAAUCGCCCGCCAACAGCCUCAUCUGGAACAAGGGUUAGUCUAGCCGAGGUCAUGGGAAUUGAUUGUGGAGGUUUCGACUUUGCCACUUCUUGUGGGCGGUCGAUGAUAUUUUUAAAUGGCGGCCGAGGGAAGAAACAAACCACAAUAACUGAAUACCAUAGUCUUUUCCUAUGGACGAAGAAAAAGCAAUGUAAAACAUCAAAAAUCCCAAAAAGUCUUGAUCAAAGGAAACAGAGACCUUCAACAAAUCUCGAAGCGAUGGAGACGAGGGUCACCAAGGGAGUGGUCGUGAUGUGAUCUCAUUGGCGGAAGCAAUCUGGGUUCAUUCACCUGAGCCCACGGGAGAGCGUGGUUCCGGUCGGCGACUCGGUUAAAGCAGUUUUUAGGAGGUCAGAGAACGAGUGCGUUCAAGAAGGAAAUUCGCCUCAUCUCCGCCUUUUUCUACGAGUCUUUUUCGCAUUCAAUG
Lindgomyces ingoldianus is the source of this 852-nucleotide messenger RNA. RefSeq lists its product as uncharacterized. The transcript has a single exon. The coding region runs from base 216 to 683 and encodes 155 amino acids. The record is from RefSeq and is a predicted model, not a curated record. NCBI's taxonomy places the organism in Eukaryota, Fungi, Ascomycota, Dothideomycetes, Pleosporales, Lindgomycetaceae.